AUGUGCAAACACAUUCUCAACGCCCAAGUUUCCGUUCGGUCGCCUUGUUGUCGAAAAUGGUUCGACUGUGUCGAAUGCCACAGCGAACAGGAGUCACACCCUCUUAAGGAAAGCUUCGAGAUGAUUUUCGCGUGUAAGAAGUGCAGAAAGUGCUUCAGAAAGGAUGUGAAGGAGUUCGAAGAGGCCGACGAGUUUUGCCCUCAUUGCGACAACCAUUUUGUAAUCGACGCAAAGACCCCUCAAGCAGCUCUUUCGAUUGAAAGCGACGAUGUACGAAUGGACAACAAGAUGCUCAAGGACGACAGACAAAAGACACGAGGGCUCAGGUCCAUCUUCGACCCGACAGAGGAAGCCGACAAGCUGGGUUAA
Messenger RNA from Fusarium tjaetaba, 369 nucleotides. RefSeq names its product zinc finger protein. Gene Ontology annotation, cellular component: mitochondrial intermembrane space. The transcript is spliced from 3 exons. Lineage: Eukaryota; Fungi; Ascomycota; Sordariomycetes; Hypocreales; Nectriaceae. The coding region runs from base 1 to 369 and encodes 122 amino acids. Gene Ontology annotation, biological process: protein import into mitochondrial intermembrane space. The record is from RefSeq and is a predicted model, not a curated record. Gene Ontology annotation, molecular function: zinc ion binding.